AUGGUCUGCCCUCUCUUCGAUUCAACCAUCAUUGGCUUCAAGGCCCCCACUCACGAUGGUAACUCUUUGCGUGGUACUUUCAAUUGCACCAAGCAGACUAUUAAUUUGAUCCAAAGGGUAACCGUGCUUGCCGAUUCCACCACCUACUUGGCCAUCACUUGCCAACCCAAUAUCUGGUCCUCAUGUUAUAAGGGUACACCUUUCGUGGCGGACGUACGUGGAGGACGCAGUAUGUUCUUUGAAAGAACCCUCAGCAGUAUCUCAGAAGAGUCCUCAUUGUAUUCAUCUUCCCAAGAUCUGCUACCUACAUCUCCAGAAUCGCUGGAGUCAAGAAUCUCAUUCAACAGAACCUUCAUGGGAACAGAUGGGCCUUUUAAUGUUGGCCCAGGCUCAAGGUUCUUCGUUAUCAAGUCAUUUAGCAUUGAAGAUAUUGAAGCAUCUUGGAAAAACAAGAUCUGGACAUCUACUGAUCUCGGAAAUAAGAGAUUGAACAAGGCCUACGUCGAGACUGAUAACGGUUCAGUCUUCCUCUUCUUCAGCGUUAACGCGUCUAUGAAGUUCUGUGGAGUGGCAAGAAUGGAAGAUAAGGUUGAUUUUGCUGGCAAAAGCAACGUUUGGGAGGAACACUCUCGUUGGAAUAGUGUGUUCCCAGUCAAUUGGUUGAUCAGUAGGGAUAUUUCCAACCGGAAAUUGAAACACUUGACAGUCCCAAAAAACGAAAACAAGCCGGUCACAAACUCCAGAGAUACACAGGAGUUGCCCUACGAGGUAGGGCUUUCAAUGCUCGAAAUAUUCUCUGAACAUAGGUUAAAUGCGCAAAGCGAGCUCGGCUCUCGUACAUUGAGAAAUCAGCUCAUCUACCACCCAGUCGUCAAACCUUCAAGGGUAUCACAUUUUAACGUUCACAAUUCAAAAACUGUCGUUAUGCUAUCAAGAAGAGCAGCUUUGAGUGCACUGCGUCUGUUCUGUUCAUCCAGAGCCGCCUUGGAGGGCAGCAAGAAAAAGGCAAAGCCAAAGGCUGAAGACUACAUCCCAGAGAAUGUCAAAUACGGAGCUUUAUCCAAAGCACAAAAGGCAUUCUUGGACCGUGUCAUUCGUGUUGACCAGGCUGGUGAGCUUGGUGCCAAUUACAUCUAUAUGGGCCAAUACGCCAUUCUUUCCACCAAGUACCCCCACUUGAAGCCCAUCUUACAGCACAUGUGGGAUCAGGAAAUCCACCACCACGACACAUUCAACAAACUCCAACACCAGCGUCGUGUGAGACCCUCUCUUUUGACUCCACUCUGGAAAGUAGGAGCCAUUGGUAUUGGAGCCGGUACCGCACUUAUCAGCAAAGAGGCCGCCAUGGCAUGCACUGUUGCAGUCGAGACUGUCAUUGGAGGCCAUUACAACCAGCAACUACGGGUUCUCAUGAACCAAUUCAACAUCCCAAUCUAUGACAAGAAGACAGGAAAAGGGCUCACUCCAGAGGAGAUCAACAAAGAGAUUGAGACAUCUCCAGAACUUGCAAGCUUGAAGAAGACUAUCAGUACUUUCAGAGACGACGAGUUAGAGCACUUAGAUACGGCUGUUGAACACGACGCCGACAAGGCUGUUCCAUACAUGUUGCUUACGGAAACCAUCAAAUUGCGUGCUGGCCAAAGUCUGUAUGAGUUCUGGAUGUCCAAACUAAGCAUGAUAAACCGUUCAGACGGUUCGACUUUUGGUGGGUCCCGCAUUUUCAAUAGGAACAAGGAUGCGUUCCCUCUACUAGAUUUCAAAGAGCUCUCGAUAUGUCUUCAAACAAUGGAGUUCACAGCCAGUGAAGAGCUAAUUUCACGACCCACAAGCCAAUACAUAAAGACUCUUUUUGAAGAGUUUGUUGACAUCUUCAUGGGUCUAUCGGUGCAACUGACCGACCAACUUUCGCAUGAUUUAAUAAAACGAAAUAAUGAAUUUAACCUGAACGAUAUGCAACAGGACGACGUGAAUAACAACGAUGAUUUCGACACCAAGAAGGACGACACAUCCCAGCUGAUUCCACUUUUAAUUUUGUUCCGUUGCUCUUUAGCAUUUCUCGAUAAAUGUGGCGUGCAUGACUUUAACAUAAUGGAUCUUAAGAAGCCUGAAUCACAGCGUAUACGACGAAUUCUAAGUGCUGUGAUCAAUUUUGCUCGUUUCCGUGAAGAGAGAAUGAAAGACUGCGAGCCAAUUGCUCAAGUCUGCGAGGAAUAUUCAGAGGAUGUCAGAAAGUCCGAAAAUGAAAUAGUCCAGGUCCAGAAUGACAUUGACCAACUCGCAUCUCAAGUGGAAGAAAACAACCAAGGCCAAAGGAAGUCCACCCUAGUCCAGCUUAAUAAUUACAACUCCAGACUUGAAGGGGAACUCAAGAAACUUCAACGAUCACAAGAGCAGCUUCAACUUGAGCACGCCAGGUAUAGGGAGCAGAAAUACGGGUUGGCCGAGCAAAUCGAAGAUCGUCUUUACCUUCUCCAAGAGGAGGGCCAUAAGGUCGAAAAGUUCAAGAAGUUUACCAUGGUAAACCCAACUGAGUUACAAACAAUUCUUGAUGAUCUAAAAGCCAGCCUUGAGGAGGCAGAACAACAGCUUCGUGUCGGAGAGGCAACGCUACAAAACCGUUCAAAGACAAUUAGAGCAAUUAAACUGGCUGAAGAUGAGCUCAAAAAUAUCCUCACUAUUGUUCAGAAUAUUGUGGAUGAUUUAGGCCAUCUCGAUGAAGAGGGAAACGAGCUAGAGAAACAAGCUGAACAAAGAGAUAGAGAAAAGGCUGACAUUGAAGAUAUUGAAAAUCUGAUUCGUCUUACAGAGAGGCAGUUAAGUAAUCUCGACGAAAAGAUCCUCAACACUAAUACGCAAGCAUCUGAAAAGAGGGAAGAGGCGGAACACAGGCUUCAACGUCUCGAAGAAGAAUAUGCUAGACUCACCGACGAGCGUGGAGUACGUGAAAAGAAAAUGGACCAGAAUAGGGCCACUAUUCAAAGCUUGGAGGAAGACAUUAAUAAGAUGGUCGGAUCAUUCGAUCGGGAGAAGCGAAACAUCGAAACCGCCGUGGCCAGCCUUAACGCUCACAUAAGAUCUUACUUGUCUGACAUGAACAGCCUCCAAUGA
Messenger RNA from Candidozyma haemuli, 3108 nucleotides. RefSeq lists its product as uncharacterized. Gene Ontology annotation, molecular function: 3-demethoxyubiquinol 3-hydroxylase activity; RNA binding. The transcript is spliced from 3 exons. NCBI's taxonomy places the organism in Eukaryota, Fungi, Ascomycota, Pichiomycetes, Serinales, Metschnikowiaceae. Gene Ontology annotation, cellular component: kinetochore; Ndc80 complex; mitochondrial inner membrane. The coding region runs from base 1 to 3108 and encodes 1035 amino acids. Gene Ontology annotation, biological process: ubiquinone biosynthetic process. The record is from RefSeq and is a predicted model, not a curated record.